Messenger RNA from Gigantopelta aegis, 3244 nucleotides. RefSeq names its product toll-like receptor 4. Gene Ontology annotation, molecular function: protein binding; transmembrane signaling receptor activity. Gene Ontology annotation, biological process: inflammatory response; immune response; toll-like receptor signaling pathway. NCBI's taxonomy places the organism in Eukaryota, Metazoa, Mollusca, Gastropoda, Neomphalida, Peltospiridae. Gene Ontology annotation, cellular component: membrane. The record is from RefSeq and is a predicted model, not a curated record.
UAGUAUGUUAAAAAAGGUUUCAUCAACACAAAGGAAUCGAAACCAGGUCGAAGUGUAUUUAACUUCCCCGUGUUUGUCGCUGGUGUCAGAUGACACACACACAAUCCUUCGAACUGUGUACGCUGUGUUAAUAUGCAACUAACUGAACUGCUAUGAAUGUAUUUCAACUGGAAAUGAGUCUCAGUGUGUUCUUAGUGGCCGCUAUUACAGUGGUGCAGACUGUACCACCAGUUACCUCAGAUGUCUUCCAGCCAGCAUCUAAACCUUGCUAUCCUUGUAUCUGCACUGUCGACCAGACGAUUGCCAACUGUUCCCACCAGGACCUGUCAUGUAUCCCCAGCACUCUCCCGGAGAAACUAAACGUCCUGCUAAUGGACCACAACAACAUCUCAAGGUUGUCCACAAAGUUUUUCUCCAAGUUUAAACAUCUCACGCAAUUAGAUAUUUCAAACAACCAUAUAGUGCAAGUUAUGGAUGAUUCCUUUUUAGGGCUAAUACAUUUGGAAUAUUUACACAUGGAACAAAAUAAUGCACAGUUACCACAGAAGGCUAUAUCUGUUCUUUAUUCAUUGGAGGAACUAUCUGUAGAUGGAAAUACAAACAUGAUUUUCGGAGAAUGCUUUCAAAAUUUGUCCAAACUAAUUUAUUUGAGUAUGUCUGGAAACAAAGGUAGGUGUGAGAUAAAUAAUAUAUACAACCAUACCUUUAAAUAUGUCCCACAUCUGAAAACAUUAAACUUGUCAAACUGUAUGUUGGAGAAUAUUGAUGUUGGAGCAUUCUUGCCUUUAAAAAAUAUCGAAGAGCUGGACAUAUCUGAUAACCGUAGACUGCAAUUCAGAGGUUUCCGGAACGCUACGUAUGGUUUGAUAAAUUCCUCCAUACGAAUAUUAAAAGCCAACCGUAUAGUGAAAAAAUGGUCUCUUUGCAAUAUUCUUUACAAUGAGGAUACAAACUAUUUGAGAAGAACAAAGCUUGAAAAACUUUUUUUUGAUGACAAUCGUCUUGAACUGUGUCAAAAGGGGGCAUUAUUGAAUUUGCCUGAUACCCUUUGGUACAUCUCUGCCCGGCGCAAUAUGUUCACCUUGGGGGCCUAUAUCUCAGACUUGUCAUCUUUGAAAAACGUGACUCAUGCCUAUCUUGGAACAGAUGAGACCAACGCAUUGUUACAGUACACUAGUGACGAGAACGGUAUGUGUGAGAUGGAUUCGGAAAAUGCUUGUCAGUCUGAUAUUGAGAAGUCUUUGGAUUAUGGUUCAGAACACUUACCAGCCUCGUUAUUGAUGCCAAACAAUACCAGCGGACCAUUCAUAAUCGUGUUACCACCGCACCUGCAAGUAUUGCAUGUUGUUUGUGAACAGAUGUCAUUUGAAAUCACAUGGAUGUUAUUUACAAACAACAGCCUCACCACGCUGAAUUUAACGUGCAACUUGUUGUCGAACUGGACUGGCCCAGUGGAAGGUUUGGAGAAUCUAGAAAUCCUUGAUCUCUCAUUUAACAUGGCAACUGACGUUUCGCCUUUCUUCUUUAAAGGAUUUCCUCUCCUCAAAAAACUCUAUAUUUCUCUGAAUUUCCUUGGCUCUGUAAUGCACCUAAAAAACAAGUCCCUUAUUUUUGAUGGUCUUACUUCUCUUGAAGUAUUAGACCUGUCGAAAAAUGAUAUACAUUAUCUUCCAGAAGAUCUAUUUCAUGACUUAGUCUCUCUUAAGACAUUAAAUCUGUCACAUAAUGAAAUAUAUCUUGACAUACCUCUUCGGAUAGGUCACUUGAAAAAUCUUCAAAUGUUGGAUCUUUCAAAUAACCAUGUUCGUUGGUUUUCUAGUACACUCGUAAAAGACUUGGAUACACUGGCUGAAUCUAAUAACAUAACAAUUAAUCUGACAUUAAAUCCAAUUGCUUGCACCUGUUAUAAUGUAGAAUUUCUUAAUUGGAUGAUAUUGUCAAAAGUUACUUUUAUACAUAUAAAAACGUACACUUGUGCUUUUGAUAACAAGACAUUUAGUCCUAUUGAUAAAUUUGAAGACAUUAUUGUUCUUUUGGAAAAACAAUGUAACGUUUAUAGUGGCCUGGUCGUUGCAUGUCUGUUUGCACUGGGUCUUUUGUUUGUUAUUGUUGGAGGUGCCCUGGCAUACAGACACCGAUGGAGCUUACGGUACUGGUACUAUGCAGCUAACCUGAGAUGUAAACGUAGGUCGCUGCUCAAUGGAGAAUGUGGCACAUUUAGAUUUGAUGCUUUUGUUUGCCACGCAGACGAAGAUGAACAGUUUGCAAAAAAGAUGACAAUCCGAAUCGAAGAUGAAGGUAAAAGAAAAGUUAACCUGCAUAACCGAGAUUUUUUACCUGGAAAAAGAAUACCAACGAACAUACUGUCUGCCGUUCAAAUGAGCAGAAAAACCGUUGUCAUUUUGUCGAAGAACUUUGUACAAAGCUAUUGGUGCAAUUAUGAACUGCAGAUGGCAAACAUGGAAAGCAGAGAAACUGGACGUGACGUGUUAGUUAUUAUAAUGUAUGGAGAUAUUUUACCAAAAAAAAUUCCCAAAGAAGUCUUGUAUCAUUUGAAAACGGAGUGUUACAUUGAAUAUCCACGACACGGAAACCAGAAUCAAACGGACAUCUUUUGGGAGCGACUUAUUGAAGCUGUAGAAAGUACUUAAAUGCAAAUAAGGACAGAUAUAAAUUGCUAUUUUAUACAGGUCGGAGGGUCCGUCUGUUUUAUUGAACUAGUUAUAUUUUGUCAGGUAGAACUAAUCCCACCCCACCCCACCCGUCAAGUCACAUCUCAUCUCUUUACCUUUUCCAUUACCUUUUUAUAUUUGCUUUUCACCCCAUAACACGACUCAAAUAUUGUACACCCUCCCCAUUGUGGAUGACCACGCCAAAAUAAAAUCCUGGCUACGCCAAUGGUUAUUUUUGGUAUUCGGAAUGGUAAUGAUGGGUGGGGCGAAGUGUAAAGUUCUUAACGCGAAAAAGAUGCGUAUAACCUUCACAAAGAUUUACAAGAUGAGUCGGACUUUAUGAAAUCAUUUGAUGUUCAUGUAUUGUUUAACUUUGUGCUGUGCAUUUACAACUGUGGUGGUUUUAUCAUUUUAUUUCUAACCAUAAAUGUAACUUGAAUCAUUUAAUUCUUCAUAACAAAGACUGCAUUAAUCUUAUAAUUUGUGUGUGGGUUGUAUAUUACACAAAAUGUAAAUAUAUAUAUAUAUAUAUAUGUAUUUUGUUGUUUUAAAUAAAUGACCUAUUCCUUUAA